This is a messenger RNA of Mercenaria mercenaria, 459 nucleotides long. Its product is annotated as ryncolin-1-like. The coding region runs from base 1 to 459 and encodes 152 amino acids. NCBI's taxonomy places the organism in Eukaryota, Metazoa, Mollusca, Bivalvia, Venerida, Veneridae. The transcript has a single exon. The record is from RefSeq and is a predicted model, not a curated record.
AUGUACCGAGUAUUCCAACGACGUCAAGAUGGUUCUGUCAACUGUUUUCGUGACUGGGAUGAUUAUAAACAUGGAUUCGGUGAACUGGAUGGUGAAUUCUGGCUUGGCAAUGAGUACGUUAACAUUCUUACCAAUGAUGGUGAAACACAUGAGCUAAGGAUUGAUCUUGAAGACCAUGACGGGAAUCGUGCCUAUGCAAAAUAUAGUAAAUUUAAGGUAGGUCCAGAGAGCACAAACUACACGCUAGAAGUGAAUGGUUAUUCCGGUGAUGCUGGUGACUCGCUGUUCAAGCCUAGUAUUAAUGGUCACAUACAUAACGGAAUGCAGUUCUCUACAAAGGACAGGGAUAAUGACCAAACAGGUGGUAACUGUGCAUCCUACUGGAAUGGCGCAUGGUGGUUUAACAGUUGCUUUGCUUCACAUUUGAACGGUUUAUUUCAGAAUGCAGAAAAAAAUUGA